AUGGGUCCUUAUGGACCUAAACUGGGGAUCAGCCUGCCUCUUACAUGCAAAUCAGCCUUCCUGAUAGAGAUCCCACGUGAUGAGACCCACCACCCACUCCCACCUUCUGGAUCCUCCCGCACCCCUCCCCUCCCGCACUCCCACCUGUUCCUUUCCCCUUCAGCUUUCCCCCUCCCCUCCCCUCCCCUCCCCUCCCCUCCCAAUCCAAUCCCGCUGACUCCGCCCCUCCCUCUUUCCGAUCCCCUCCAUGUUCCCCGCGGCAUCAUCACUCCCCGCGGCCCCCUCGCCGUCCGCUGCGCCCACUCCCGAGCCCCUCCCCCGCCCCCGCCCCCGCCCCUUCCGCGCACCGACGGCUCCGAGGCCGCCUCCGGCGCGCACCCGCGACUCCUCCUGCACCGGAUCGCCGAGGAGUUCCUCGCGCUCCCGUCCGACGCGGACCGCGCGCGCCGGCUCCUCUCCCUCGCGUCCGCGCUCCCGCGGCUCCCGGAGCCCGACCGCGCCCCGGGCAACCGCGUCAUGGGCUGCGUCGCGCGGGUGUGGCUCGCCGCCCGCUGCGACGGCGGCGGCCGGAUGCGGUUCGCGGCCGACUCCGACUCGGAGCUCUCGCGCGGGUACAGCGCCUUCCUCGUCGCCGCGCUCGACGGGGCCACGCCUGGGGAGGUGCUCGCCGUCGACCCCGCUGAUCCCGGCCCAGAUCCAGGCCUGCUGCUGGACGUCCUCGAUCGCUGCUGA
This is a messenger RNA of Panicum virgatum (switchgrass), 732 nucleotides long. RefSeq names its product quinolinate synthase, chloroplastic. Bases 1 to 732 code for a protein of 243 amino acids. The transcript has 3 exons. The record is from RefSeq and is a predicted model, not a curated record. Lineage: Eukaryota; Viridiplantae; Streptophyta; Magnoliopsida; Poales; Poaceae.